AUGGAACACCCGACCAUCGUUGAGGGUACGCCUCCUCCCUCCCCGACAUCCCACGGCAGCAUCAACUUCCUGACCCUACCAGACAAUGUGCGCCUGCGAGUUUACCUCCACGCAGGACUGUUCCAGCAUGGGCCCAUUGAUUUGAACCCUAUGUCUACCAAAGAGGGACCGGUUAAUCUGUCUUCCGUGGCGUACAGUGUUUCCCCUUUUGAUCGAUGCCUGUGCUUCUAUUCCUCUAUGGCAGACUGUCACUUCUGUAGCAUCAAUACUCUCGUUCCUCGGAAUCACCCCUGGAGUUUCUACAGCCACCUUCGCCGUUUCUGUACCUGCGAGCUCCCAAUCCUGAUCAAACAUCAGUCCAUACCUGUGCAACUUCUUCAGACCUCGAGGGCUAUCUCUCAAGAGACAACCUUGCUGUUCUACUCUGAGAACGCAUUCCAGAUCUCUCGCAAUCUCCCGGGUGGCCUGUCGGCGCUCCGCCAGCUUCGUUCCAGCACCCUCGCAUGCCUGAGGUCCCUCAAAAUCACCCUUCAAGAUAGCAGUGCUUGCCAUUACAACGCGUGGAUCUGGAACCACUACUUCAUUUGCUCGCAGAUCGACCCUCCCCUCCCGUCCAAGAUUCCGCGAUGUGUCAAGGGCGACUGGAAACGAACUUGCAAGCACUUAAGCCGUCACAUCGAGGAGUCUCGCCUUCACCUAUCGGUCAUAUGUGAUGUGAACGGUAGAGGCAUCGCCGAGCAGUUGCUAAAGCCUCUUAUGGAACUACCCACUUUAGCCAGCUUCGCUAUUCGUCUGCACCCUGUUUUCGACGGAAGGCUAGAUCCUCGAUUAUAUCCGUUGGGGCACGACAUUGCUCUGCAGUUGACGGGACGUUCGCAUUCAACCAAGGCCAUCCAGCCUUUUCAGUACGGAGACCUGCCCGCUGAACUUCAAGAGCGGAUUCUUCAACACACUGAUCUUGCGUCAACUUAUGAUCUCGUCUGGACUCCGAGGAAUGGGUUUAGGUGGGAUCAUCUCAACAGAAACCACAACCAUUGCUCAACUUGCCUUUCUGUGCGCGAUCGCUGUUGUUGGCAAUUCAGAGACGAAAAGUACAUCUCGGCCCGGCAAUGUUCAUGCUGGCGCUUUCCUCUCUCGUUAUUUCUUGUCAACCGAGAUGUGCAUGAAAUGGCGAUGCGGAUUUUCUACUCAGCAAAUCACUUCAAGCUGCUUCCCCCUUCGACAUGCACAGAUGCUCCGUCCUCAUUGCGCCUGAGCAAACCUUUGUCACCGUUUAUUGAUUCUCUUCCCGUGAAUGCUCUGAAGCACUUGCGCUCCGUGCAAUUUGUCUUCGACUGGGAAUUCGUGCGGCUCUGGGAAAAAGAAGGUACUUAUAAGCUAUGGCAAGAAACCGUCGAGAAAUUGAAGCUCAGCACCCCUGCACGUCUCCAUAUCACGGUCGAUAUGUCUCACAGUUUGAUGAUCGGAAGGCAUAAUAUGCUCGGCGAGUGGUGGCAGUUCAACCCAUGGUUCGAAAGGGAGGGUAGGUUCCAGACACACUGCCUCAAACUCAUCAAUCCGCUCAAAUCUCUUCGCCUUAAAAGUUUUCAUGUCUAUCUUCCUUGGUAUUUUGGAGAAGCACCGUGGGAGUUUGAUCGUGAGGAUGAUGAAUUCCGGCCCUCGGAACAGGAUCUGGAGCAGAUGGUGAUGGGAGAUGGGUAUCAUAACCCCUCUGACGCCAAGUACGGAUGGCGCAAGUUUGUAACAGGAUGUGCAAUGGCUGAGGACUUUUCUGACUGGCAGAGGAAUUGCCGUUUCCUUUUUAGGCCCUCACGACGUUGA
Molecule: messenger RNA, 1821 nt
Organism: Penicillium lagena
Lineage: Eukaryota; Fungi; Ascomycota; Eurotiomycetes; Eurotiales; Aspergillaceae
Exons: 1
Coding region: 1-1821 (606 amino acids)
Source: RefSeq, a predicted model, not a curated record